Messenger RNA from Cololabis saira (Pacific saury), 1723 nucleotides. RefSeq names its product stonustoxin subunit alpha-like. The transcript is spliced from 5 exons. The record is from RefSeq and is a predicted model, not a curated record. NCBI's taxonomy places the organism in Eukaryota, Metazoa, Chordata, Actinopteri, Beloniformes, Belonidae. The coding region runs from base 416 to 1087 and encodes 223 amino acids.
ACCCGUUGCCACGGCAGCGCUCGCUUGAGCCGCUCCUCUGUCCUCGCUGCGUCCUUCCCGGGUAUCUCCGCUGCAAGUCCCCGCCUGACUGAGUGGCUGUCACCUCUCAGAGGACAUCUGUCCACUUCUGUCCUCAGUUCUCAGCUCUGAGUCCUCCAGUCUGACAGAACUGGACCUGAGCAACAACGACCUGCAGGAUUCUGGACUGAAGAAACUGUGUCCUGGACUGGAGAGUCCAUACUGUCACCUGAAGUCUCUCAGGCUAUCAGGCUGUCUGAUCACAGAGGAAGGAAGUUCUUCUCUGGUCUCAGCUCUGACCUCCAACCCCUCCCACCUGAGAGAGCUGGACCUGAGCUACAACAAUCCAGGGGAGUCAGCAGGGAAGCUUCGGUCUAUACGGGAGGAUCCCCGCUGGAUGCUGGACACUCUCAGGGUGGAGCCUGCUGGACAACGAUGGCUGACACCAGGUCUGAGGAAGUAUUCCUGUCAACUCACCAUUGACACAAACACAGUCAACAACAAGAUCAAACUGUCUGAUGACAACAGGAAGAUGAUGUUGGUGGACGAGGAUCAGUCAUAUCCUGAUCAUCCAGACAGGUUUGAUCACUGGCCUCAGCUGCUGUGUAAAGAAGUUCUGACGGGUCGCUGUUACUGGGAGGUCCAGUGGAGAGGAACUGUUUCUGUAUCAGGGAGUUACAGAAGAAUCAGCAGGAAAGGAAACUCUGAUGACUGUGAGUUUGGAGAAAACGAUCAUUCCUGGAGUCUGGACUGUUUUCCAGGUGGUUGGUACUGUGUCCGUCACAAUAAGAGAGAAACAUCCAUCACCUCCUCAUCUCCAUCUCCAUCUUCAGACUCUGGCAGAGCAGCAGUGUACGUGGACGUUCCUGCUGGAACUCUGUCCUUCUAUGAAGUCUCUGUCUCUGACAGACUGAUCCACCUCCACACCGUCAACACCACCUUCACUGGAUGUCCUGGAUUUAGACUCAAGUCCAGGCCCUGGUCUGGGUCCUGGUCUGAGUCCAUGAUAAAAUACGGGUUAAGGACCUUGUUAGUGUCUGAAAACUUAGUGUCUCUGUGUCCAGUUUAGUCUCCAGAGUCUCCUGUCAGAGAAACUGUCUCUGUUGGAUCCUGGACUUGAACACUGGUUCUGUUUCCUCAGUGUCUCCAUGAUGAUGAUGGUGAUGAUGAUGAUGAUGAUGAUGAUGAUGAUGGUGAUGGUGAUGAUGAUGAUGAUGAUGAUGAUGAUGAUGAUGAUGAUGAUGAUGAUGAAGAUGAUCACCUUUUAUCUUUAGUUUUUGGUUUAUUGUAUUUUAUUUGAUCUUUUUUCACAUUUAAACAUUAAAUAUUUUACUGAAUUGUUGAUGUUUGAUCAUAAAUUCGAUUUUUAUCUCAUUAACUUCACGUUUAGAUUCUUAGAAUCUUGUUUCUUCCCUGAAACAAAGCUUGAGCUUCAAAUCUAAACAUUUCCAUUUUACAUUCAACUUUUCCAGUUUGUACAAUAUUUGAUUGAUUUUUCUUGAUUGUUUUAAUUUGAUUCCUUCAGUUUUCAAAGUUGUUGAUGUAAAAAUAAAGUGAGAAGAUGGAAAUAUUCAUGUAACAUCCAACAUGUAAAAACAUCAGCAGCAUGUGUAAAAGUAUUCGAGUACUCUUGAAAUAAAAAACAUCAACGUUAGAAACCGAGUGAAGAUGAAGUGUCAAUGUAAUGCCUAUUUUUAAUAAAGCA